Messenger RNA from Mycosarcoma maydis (corn smut), 1971 nucleotides. RefSeq lists its product as uncharacterized. Lineage: Eukaryota; Fungi; Basidiomycota; Ustilaginomycetes; Ustilaginales. Gene Ontology annotation, molecular function: histone deacetylase binding. The transcript is spliced from 3 exons. Gene Ontology annotation, cellular component: Sin3-type complex. Bases 1 to 1971 code for a protein of 656 amino acids. Gene Ontology annotation, biological process: negative regulation of transcription by RNA polymerase II. The record is from RefSeq and is a predicted model, not a curated record.
AUGGCAUCCUCACUAGAUCGCCAGCAGAUGGGCCCCCAACUAUCGGCUCCCAAGAGGCAUGCUAACCAUCCCGAUCGCUACGAUCAUCCACCCAUGCCGCAUCAUCUACAGCAAGACCCUUACCAGAACGGUCCAGCAGGCUACCCACCAGGUCCUUCCUAUCCUUCCCGCGUCGAUCCAGGUCGUCCUGGCGUACCCAUGCAUCAUCAUCGCCCACCUUCACCUUCUCCCAUGGCUCAUCGCGAUCCUCGUGCCACCAUGGGUCCGCCGGGUCCCAACGGCCCACCCCCGCCGCCUGGCAUGAUGGGCGUUCCACCCAACGACCGGUAUGCCAUGCCUCCUUACCGUCCCAGCCCUGGUCCGCACCCACCAUCCCCACCCUGGCAGAACCAGCAGCUCUACCAGCCUCCUCUUCCCCCAGGCGCAUCCUCGCUACCUCCUCACCUCCAUCAGUCCGCGUUUAACAAUGUCCCUCCUCAGCACCGCGGAUCACCUCACAUGGCUCCACACAUGCCAUUGCCGCCGCCACACCAUGGAGGCGGUCCGCCUCUGGCUCCUCACGCUGGUAUGCCUGCGAGUGCUAUUUCGGAAUCACACGCCAAGCAUCUCGCCUCGCCAGCCUCGGCGAGCCGCAAGUCGCCAAAACCUUCGGGUAAAACCAGCCGAAAGGACAAGAAGGACAAGGAUAUCUCCGCUUCUACUGCAGCGCCCGCUUCCAUGGCAAAGAACGCAAGCACAGAAACUUCUGGCUCCAAGCGCGGAGCCGCCAAGGCUGAAAAAGCCGCCGCAGCCGCCGCCGCCGCCGCCGCCGCCGCCGCAGCAGCAGCAGCAGCAGCCACCUCCGGCAGCACUGUGAGCGCUGCUCCUGCCGCUUCUCAAGCUGCUCUAGAUGCUGCUGGCGCACCUGCUGCGACCGAAAGCAAAAAGGACAAGAAGCGCAAAGAAGUGAUUGACCGCAUCCAUCGCAUCCACUUUGAAACCAUCGAGAACCGCGAGAGUCUGUACCAGGAGCUAUACCACGCGCUCACCUCGUCGUACGCUACACUGCUUUCCAACCCGGCCAGAUCCAGACACUAUACACUCGAACUCACACGCCUCACUCUGCAACGCGAUGCUGCGCUGCGCGAAACGGCUCUGCUACACGCACAUCAGCUCGAAUCGGCGCGACUCGCGUACGAGAACGAAAAGCACAAGGUCGAUGAAGAGGCGCGUCUCGCCAAGCGUGGCGCACGUGAGAAACUGCUCGCUGUCGUAGAGGCGACCAAAAAGCGACUGCAGGAGGACAAGGAAGGAGGCGAUGUCGCCGUGGACGCCUUCUUUGAUAGCGCGCAACGACCUCACACCACGCGCAAGUUGCGCAAUAAGGCGAGCGGAAAACGUGGAGGUGGAGCCGCCGGUGCCAAUGACGACGAUGUCGACGCUUCCAGCGCUGGCGCGCGCAACGGCGUCAAUGGAAACGCGGGCAUGUCGGGAUCAGGCAUUGCCAGUGGAUUGCAGGAGCUCAUUGCGCUAUCUGGCUUUGGACGCGAGGAGGUGGGAGGCGGUGGAGGUCGUCUGGGUCUCACUUCGGCUCUCGAUCUAGGCGGACUCGGAUUGACGUUUGGCGGAGGAGGAGAUUUGCUCUCAGGCGCGGGUAUGGGUGACAGCAGCUACAUGGGUGGCGGCGGACGUAAUUUGAGCGUCAUCGGAGGCGUUAACGGUACGAUUGGUGGCGUCAAAGGCAGUAGCAAGAAGAAAGGCGCCUCGAAAGCAGCCGCUGCAGCUGCUGCCGCCGCAUCUGCUGCUGCAGCUCGCGAAGCGUCUGGGACUGGCGGCGACGAUGACGCCCCCGUGGUGUCCACGACUGGUGGCAGGUUGAGGUGGGAUGCGGGCAAAUCACUCAACCAGCUCACACCGGCCAAGGACUUUGAGAUCGAAUCGGACCUGAUCAACAUACGCAAGACCAACGGCAAGCGCGCUCGUCGCAAAUGA